GUUCCCAGCUGCCGCGGCGAUCCUAACGGGCUCCGGCGGAGGCCCCUGGCGCUCCGCCUCCCGGCGCCCUCCCCCGGCUCCAUCUUGCUGGCGACCAGGGUUGGGCUGUGACGCUGCUCCCUCGGGUCAGAAUGUCAUACCCAGGCUAUCCCCCAACAGGCUACCCACCUUUCCCUGGAUAUCCUCCUGCAGGUCAGGAGUCAUCUUUUCCCCCUCCGGGUCAGUAUCCUUAUCCUAGUGGCUUUCCUCCAGUGGGAGGAGGUGCCUACCCCCCAGCCCCAAGUAGUGGCUACCCUGGAGCUGGAGGCUACCUGGCCCCUGGAGGUUAUCCAGCCCCCGGAGGUUAUCCUGGUGCCCCACCACCAGGGGGAGCUCCAUCCUAUCCAGGAGUUCCUCCAGGUCAAGGAUUUGGCACCCCACCAGGUGGAGCAGGCUUUUCUGGCUAUCCACAGCCACCCUCACAGUCUUAUGGUGGCAGCCCAGCACAGGUCCCACUACCUGGUGGCUUUCCUGGAGGACAGAUGCCUUCUCAGUAUCCUGGAGGACAAACUCCUUACCCAAGUCAGAUCGAUACAGAAUCCUUUCCUUCCUAUCCUGUUUUCUCUCCUGUUUCUUUGGAUUAUAACAGUGAACCUGCUGCGAUGACUCAGGGAACUCAAGGAACAGUCCGACCAGCUGCCAACUUUGAUGCCAUGAGAGAUGCAGAAAUUCUUCGUAAAGCAAUGAAAGGUUUUGGGACAGACGAGCAGGCAAUUGUGGACGUUGUGGCCAACCGUUCCAAUGAUCAGAGGCAAAAAAUUAAAGCAGCUUUUAAGACCAUGUAUGGCAAGGAUUUAAUCAAAGACCUUAAAUCAGAGUUAAGUGGAAAUAUGGAAGAACUGAUCCUUGCCCUAUUCAUGCCACCUACAUAUUACGAUGCCUGGAGUUUACGAAAUGCAAUGAAGGGAGCAGGAACUCAGGAACGUGUAUUGAUUGAAAUUUUGUGCACGAGAACAAAUCAGGAAAUCCGAGAAAUUGUCAGAUGUUAUCAGUCAGAAUUCGGACGAGACCUUGAAAAGGAUAUUAGGUCAGAUACAUCCGGGCAUUUUGAACGUUUACUGGUAUCCAUGUGCCAGGGAAAUCGUGAUGAGAACCAGAACGUUAACCACCAGUUGGCUCAGGAAGAUGCUCAGCGUCUCUAUCAAGCUGGUGAGGGAAGACUAGGGACAGAUGAAUCCUGCUUUAACAUGAUUCUUGCCACAAGAAGCUUUCCUCAACUGAAAGCUACUGUGGAGGCUUAUUCCAGGGUGGCUAAUCGAGAUUUGCUAAGUAGUGUUGCCCGUGAAUUUUCUGGAAAUGUUGAAAGUGGUUUAAAGACCAUCUUGCAGUGUGCCCUGAAUCGCCCUGCCUUCUUUGCUGAGAGGCUCUACUAUUCUAUGAAAGGUGCCGGCACAGAUGACUCCACCCUGGUCAGGAUUGUGGUCACUCGAAGUGAGAUUGAUCUUGUACAAAUAAAACAGACCUUCAGUCAGAUGUAUCAGAAGACCCUGGGCACAAUGAUUGCGAGUGACACAAGUGGAGAUUACCGAAAGCUGCUUCUGGCCAUUGUGGGCCAAUAGGAGGGAUUUUUUUUUUUUUUUUUUUUAAAUAAAUGAAGCAUAUCCUUCAGUGAUUGACCUGCAUGCAGCAGUAUCAACCAUCACCUAACCAAAAGAGCUUUUUACUAAGGACCGUGUCAGGGUAUUGUGCUUGGUUUGCACAUGUGGUUACUGCCUUAAUUCCAAUGUUAUUUUUUUCUCUAUAUACAAUCAAUUUGAAGCCAUAUCACAAUGAUGUACUAAUGCAAUGGUUGUAAGGCAUAAUUCGCACUGUUCUUAUCCUAAUCAGGAUCCCAAAUUGAAUAAAAAAUCACAGCAGUUUCCAAGUCUGCAUAAUAAAGCUGAAUAAAAGAAAAAGUUGCAAAACUCUGCCUUCCAAAGCACAUGUAGGUCCAUUGGACAACUAUAGUUGGUAGUAUGUCAAAACUGUAUUACUUUUUUAAAGAUUCAGCUCUUUGGACCUAGAAGAGUAAUUUGCAUCUUAUUUUACAUAAAUUGGUAUUCUAUAUUUAUAAGCAUUAAACUUUUCACGUAGGAAAAGGAUGAGUAUUGCCUGUAGUAACUUUUUAAAAAGGGAUUAUAUGUUUAUAUGCGUAAAAUAUAUAGCCUACCUUUAUGUCUACUAAAACUCCCUGAAUAUCUUCAUUGUUCUGUGGUUUUGAAAAAAAAAAUUAUGAAAGACUAUAAAAACUAGUAACAAUUUAGUCAUGAUUCAAGAAAGUGAAGCUUGACAAAUAGGAGGGGCUCAAUUAGUGAAUGAAGCUUAUAGUAUCUCUGGGAAAAUUGGGUCCUAGCUCCUUGGAGUAGUUCAGGAGCUCACUCAGUGGUGUAGCAGGAUGAUUACAAAACCCAUUGGCUUAUCCCCACUACCGUGCAAUUACUAAUUGAGUAUACUGAGCAUUAUAAUAGGUAGUCAGGAGAAAUACCAAGAAAGAUUUGUAAUAUACUGGGGAUUCUAAACAAAAAUUAAGAUACAAAAAACCCUGUAAAUGUUAGGUAAGUUCUGUUGAGGAUGAGAACCCUAUUCUAUGUAUGAAGUUCCCCGGCACAAAGCAGAAAUUUAAUACAGAAUUGGUGAGUGAGUGUAUUAAGAAUUGAGAAGAACAGUAAAUAUCAAUUGUAGUUCAAUGAAUAUUGUUUUUGUGUAAAUACCAAGGGGUAUAUAAGGUGGUAUAAGAUACAACCUUAUUCUAAGGGAGAUAGACCUCUCUCUGUACAGUUGUGGUGAAGGCAAGAUACCCGGGUAGAAGGAUAAUGAGUUAAGGUGUAUGUUAAUUACUUUGAAAUAGUUUCAUUGAAAAAGUUCAGUUUUGAUGUAGAUUUUGAAAAAGUAACAGUGAUUGAAUUUGGUAAAUACGAGAAGGGGGUAAGGUAUUAAGGAAAGAAAAGAUAGGAGCAAUAUAUUUUUAAACUUGCUGAAAAUUGAGAUAUAAUUUAUAUACCAUUCACCAUUUUAAAGUGUACACUUCAGUGGUUUUUAGCAUAUUCACAAGUUUGUGCAGUCAUCACCAUAAUCAAUUUUGAACACUUUCAUCAUCCAAAAAGAAACUUGAGACCUACCAGUAGUCACUUCUCAUUCCCUCUCCUCCUGUCCAGCCCUUGGCAAUCACCAGCUCACUUUGUUUAUAUGGAUUUGCCUAUUUUGGGCUUUUAAUAUGAAUGGAAUCAUUCAGUAUGUGGCCCUUUGUGUCUGGCUUCUUUCAGUUAGCAUACUGUUUUUAAGGUUCAUCUGCUUGUAGUGUGGGUAAAUACUUCAUUCUGUUUCAUGGCCGAAUAUUCUACUGUAAGGACUUUUUUUUUUUUUUUUUUUUGGUCCAUGCAUCAAUUGAUGGACAUUUGGGUUGUUUUCACCUUUUGAGUCUUAUGAAUAAUGCAGCUGUGAACAUUUAUGUACAAAGUUUUGUGUGGACAUGUGUUUUCAGUUCUCUUGGCUUUAGAACUAGGAGUGGAAUUGCUGGAUCACAUAGUAUCUUUAUGUUUAACUUUUUGGAGAUCUGCCAAAAUGUUUUCCAAAACAGCUGCACCAUUUUACAGUCCUACCAGCAGUGAACCCACCUUCCAAUUUCUCUUUGUCUUAACCCAAAACUAUCAUUAUCUAAUUAUAGCCAUCCUAGUGGAUGUGAAGUGACCUCCCCCUUGUGGCUUUGAUGUGCAUUUCCAUAAUGACUAUUUUCUUGUGCUUAUUGGCCAUUUGGAUUAUCAUCUUUGGAAAAAUGGCUUCUAAUACUUUGUCCAUUUUUUUUAAUACUUUGCCCAUUUUAAAAUUGUUGAGGUGUAAGGGUUAUAUAUUCUGUAGGGUAGAAACUUACAUGAUUUUGUACUCUGUUCUUUUAUGAAAUGGUCAGUUUAGGUGCAGCCACUAGAGGAGACGGAGGAGAGGCUCAGGAAAACUAUUAUAUUCAAAAAUCCUGGAGACAAGAGGCACUGCCACACACAGGGCCAUAGGCGAAAGACACCAGGGUGGUCAGGAGGCGGAGGGGAAUGCUUAGACCAUGACUUUUAUUGGGGUUUCUGGAAAGGCGUAGCAGGACAGGGUAAACAGGUAAGUAUUGGCUAGUUGGAGUAAUUUUGUAGCAUUUGGGCUACAUGAGUGAUCUUUUAAUGUCCUCAUACCUGGCCACGGGAUAAUGAAGGCAGAGAAAAAUUGCCCCCUGGGGUGAGGGCCUGAUUAUAGAAGGUAUGGCUCUGGCUUGGUUAGUUUGCAUAUCAAAGCCAUGCUCCUUGCUGGAACUUUUGCCAGCUCAAUGAAUGGGUUUACCUGGGAGGAGGUAGUCUCUUCCUAAUCAGAAGUUUUUUAAGAUGGAAAAACAAUACACCAAAAAUUAUAUAUCCACUCAAUAUAGAUUUACAAAUAUUUUUCUCCUGUGCUGUGGAUAGCCUUUUUACUCUUUUUCUUUUUUUAACUUUUUUUUUUAAAGUAAUCUACACCCAACAUGGGGUUCAAACUCACAACCCCAAGAUCAAGAGUUGCAUCCUCCACCAACUGAGCCAGCCAGGUGCCCCCUUUUUACGUUCUUGAUGGUGUCCUUUGAUGCACAAAAGUUUGAAAUUCUGAUGAAGUCCAAUUUUUUCUUCUUUGGUCACUUGUGCUUUCACUUUCCUGUCCAAGAAACCAUUGUCUAAUGAAAGGGUAACAUGAUUUACCCAUAUUGUCUUCUAACAUUUUUAUGGUUUUAGUUCUUAUAUUUAGGUCUUUGACAUUUUUAGUUCAUUUGUACAUAUGGUGAGAUAGAUGUCCAACUUCUUUCUUUUGGAUUUGGAUAUAUGGUUUUCCAACCAUCAUUUGUUGAAAGAAAAGACUAUUCUCUCUCCCGUUGAGUGGUCCAAGCACUCUUGUCAGAAAUCACUGUCCAUAAACAGUUUUAUUUCUGAGUUCUCAAUUCCAUUCCAUUUGUUUAUACAUUUAUCCUUAUGCCUUGAUUAAGCUGUACUUAAUUACUUGAUAAAGUAGCUUUGUAGUAAGUUAGAAAUUGGGAAGUGUGAGUCCUCCAACUAUGUUCUUUUCAAUAUUGUUUGCCAUUCUGGCUCUCUUGAAUUUCCAUAUGAAUUUUAAAAUCAGCUUUGUCAAUUUCUGCAAAAAAAAAAACAAUCUGGGAUGUUGAUUGCUUUGACUAAAUCAAUUUGAGGGUGAGCAAUACAUUUGAUUGUAUUAUUGGAUGCUAUCAGAAAUAAAUUGACUGGAAAUUACAUAUUAGCUAUUUAGAAAUGAGUCCCUUGGAGUAAUGAGAAAAGAGUUAUUGGGAUAUGAGUCAUUUAGUGGAGGUCUUUGAAACCCAAACUAAAGAGUUAAAUAUUAUAGCUUUUUUUGGCCUCCAAACUUGUUUGUAUAUGUAGAUGAUUAAAUUCUGAUUCUCAGUACUAUUGUAUUUUCUGUAGCACUGAAGAGCGUCUUUUCCAUGUUUCCUUAGGAAGUUGAGAUUUUAAACCAGUCAAAAAAAUUUUUUUUGAAUGCCUUUCCUUGUAAGGACUAAGGAAAUUGAGAGUGGCCAUUGUUAAGCAUUCCAGGAGAAUGAAAGAACUAGAACAAAAGGGUUUGCCCUCAGGCGCUCUACACUAUCAUUUUUUAUUGACAGUGAUUAAUUAUGUUUAAGGAAGUGACACCUGUACUUAACUUUCAUGCCUAGGUAUCAUGAGUGAUCCAGUUCCCUAGUGAAGACUUAAUAAGCCUCACUUAUUACAUAAUGUAUUUCAUGCGCAGGGUAGGAUGGCUAGCUCAAUGCAAAUUCAUUCAUAGCCCUCACCUGGGAAGAAAUCCAGAGAGAAAUGCCUUAAUAGUUCCAUAGGUCUAAUUUUAUUUUUUAUUAUAACACCACAACCUUUAAGAGAUCUUUUCUUAAUUUUUAUAAUUUUAAUGUUUACAGCAGAAAUAAAAUUUAUUUUUAAAAUUUGGCUCUGGUAAUUCUAUAUCCUCAGAUGUUUCCAUGGAGAGUGGUAUGUGUCUGUGUGUAUUGAAAUAAUUGUAAAUGUACAGAAAAGUUGCCAAAACAGUGCAAAGAAUUUCAAUGUCACUUUCACCCAGGUUCUCAUAUAGUUAACAUUUUAUUGCUUAAUUGCUCACUGUGUGUGUAUGCAUGCGUGCAUGCAUAUAUUCUUUAUUAUUAGUCUUUUUCUAGACAUUUUGAGGGUCGACAGAGGAAACUACAGAUGUGAUAUUCCAUGAUUCCUAAACACUCUUGCAUAUUUUCUGAACAGGGACAGUCUCCUACAUAAAAGCAAACCUUCCAUAUUAGAAAAGCAAUUUUGGUAAACUACCAUUAAAUCCACUGAGGCAGUACAAAUUUUGCUCACUGUCCCAAUAGUGUCUCUCUUUCUUUCUGGACCAAAAUACUAUCCAGGAAUACAUUUUGCCUUUAGCUGUCAUGUAUCUUCAUGUCCUUCAUAUCCAGUAGUCCUUUAAUUUGGAACAGUUCCCCAUCUUUUAUGUCUUUGACAGUUUUGUUUUGCUUUUUUUAAAAGAUUUUAUUUAUUUGACAGGCAGAGAUCACAAGUAGGCAGAGAGGUGGAAGCAGGCUCCCUGCUGAGCAGAGAGCCUGAUGCUGGGCUCGAUCCGAGGACCCUGGGACCAUGACCUGAGCUGAAAGCAGUGGCUUAACCCACUGAGCCACCCAGGUGCCCCUAUGUCUUUGACAGUUUUAAAAAGUACAACACAUACUUUCAAUAGGGUGGCCUACAGCCUAGUCCCUCUGAUGGUAGGAAUACCACAAAAUGAUGCUUUAUUUUUUCCCAGUGAGUCUCAACAGGAGGCAUGUAAUGUAGACUCCUCCCAACCCUGGUGGUUAACCUUAAUCACAUGAUCUUGUUGGUUUCUUCAUUUCACCAUUUCUUCUUUGUAACUGAUUAGUAUUCCAAAAUCAUGCCAAUACCAUCUUCUCCUCAAACCGCCUCCCACCAACUUUAGUAUCCACUGGAGACUCCUACCUGAAUCAUCCACUUCUAUAGUGGGUGUCAAAUGGUAAUUCUCUAUUCCCAUUAUUUCCUCUGCCUUAUUGGAUUGGAAUUGUUAGUUUUUCUUUCUCUUUCCUUAUAUCAAUGUGAACCUGUAGAUUCCUAUUUUACUCAAUGGAUUGUAAUCCAUUAUCAGUUUAUUUUGAUGCCCACAUUGUCUCUGAUUUGGCCAGUGGGAAUCUCUUUAAGCUGGCUCUUAACAUUGCAACAUUUGCAGAUAUGUAUAUUGCUAAAGUUCAUCCAUGUAGUAGUUGUAGUUAAUUUAGACUGCUAUGUAAUAUGUUAUUUGUGACUAUAGAUCAGCUUAUUCACUCUUCCAUUGAGGGGCACUUGGAUUGUUUCCAUGUUUUUGUUACUGUAUUUUACUGUUCCAGAUCUCUACUGUUGAGUUUGAAAUGUAUUAAAAUUUGGGAUUAAUAUCAUA
Mustela lutreola (European mink) is the source of this 7446-nucleotide messenger RNA. RefSeq names its product annexin A7 (gene ANXA7). Lineage: Eukaryota; Metazoa; Chordata; Mammalia; Carnivora; Mustelidae. Gene Ontology annotation, molecular function: calcium ion binding; calcium-dependent phospholipid binding. The record is from RefSeq and is a predicted model, not a curated record. The coding region runs from base 132 to 1598 and encodes 488 amino acids. The transcript is spliced from 14 exons. Gene Ontology annotation, cellular component: cytoplasm.